AUGGGUGGUCCCUCUGGUGCUGAUCACGAUGGUGGCUUCACUCCCAUGAGCCCCAACGUUCACACCCACACCGAGGUCAAUGAGUACAGCAAGGACGACCACUCCAUUAGGGUCAAGAACAAGGACGUCUUCCACCCACAUGCUGCACCUAUGCCCUACGGAGUCGCCAUGGCUCCGGGUAUGGGUCCCUUCUCCAAGGCCGGUGGCAAGCGCAGCUGGCCUCAGGGCGGCACUGCCAUGGGUGGCCCCUCUGGCGACGACGAAGGACAGGUGUUUGACAUGCCCAUCACCGGUAACUUCUACACAAGCGUCGACGAAGAGUCCACGGAUGACCACUCGAUCAAGCUGCAGAACGAGAACGUCUGCGGUUCCCCAGCCCAGCCCCCGGUUUCUCACCCUCCUCCCGACUUUGUUCACGCUCCCCAGUCUGGCUCUGGUUUCGGUGAGGCCGCGGAAGGUGCUCCCAAGCAUUACAAUGUUCCAGCAGAGGCUUUCGAGAAGCGCUGGGGCUAUGAGGGUGGCGGCACUGCUAUGGGAGGACCCAGUGGUGGGGACGGUCCUUCUGACGGACCUGAGGACUUCCCAUACCCUGUCCAGGCCGGUGGUACCGCUUUGGGCGGACCCUCUGGCGAGGAUGAUGGUAUUAACUUUGACAACGGUAUCCACGCCGACUUCCACACCAACGUGAAGGAGUACAGCCAUGAUGACCACUCUAUCGACAUCAAGCACACCGACAUCUACCCGCCUCCUCCCUUCCCUCCCUUCGGUGCCCCCAUCAAGCGGAGUUGGGUUUCCGAGCAGGGCGGCUGGGAACGCGAGAGCGGCGGUACUGCCAUGGGUGGUCCCUCCGGCAAUGAUGGGGGUCAGGAGUUCAACAUGCCCAUCACUAUCAACACUGAGACCUCUAUCAAGGAGAGCUACGCGGAUGACCACUCCAUUGAUAUCAAGCACAAGGAUGUCUACCCUUAUCCUGCCGCCUUUCCGGAGUUCGGUGGCCCUGGGCCCGUGAUCCCCGAAGGUGGUGAGUCUCACUUCAAGCGUGCCUACUCUCCCAGCGAGGACCGCACUGGUGGUGGCGGUGGUGGGGGCACUGCUGAGGGUGGUCCUUCCGGUGAGGACGAUGGCAUCAACUUCAGUGACCCUACCGAUGUCAGUGUUGACUCCAACGUGAGCGAGCACCACGAGGACAACCACUCUAUCAAGAUCGAUGACACCCAUGUCCACCAGCCUCAGAUGCCCUGGAUGCCCUAUCAAGGUUCUCCUGCUCCCAAGCAUGAGCAAUCACCUCCUGCUCCACAGCACGAGGAGUCCUCGGCCUGCACUCCUGAGAUCCACAACAUUGUCCAGACUGUCACCAAGACCGCCACUCAGGUCGUCCAGGAGACUGCCACCGUUACUGAGACUCCUAAGGAUCACAUUGUUGACCAUGUUCAGACCAUCCACGAGACUUACACUGUCACCGAGACACCUGCCGCUCAAGUUGUCGCGGAGACUCACACUGUCUACGUGACCCCCAGCGAGCACGUCGUGCACGUCACUGACACUGUCACUGCUCCCGCGCCGCACGUUGUCCAGGCCACUGUGACUGUCUAUGUCUCUCCCAGUCAUGUGGUUGAGACUGUCUGUCCCUCUCCUAGUCACAUCAAGUCAGAGGCAGUGCCGUCGUCGCAGGGCGCAAUGGUGACUCCCGUCUCCCAGGUCGUAUCUCCCUCCACCAUGCAGUCUGUCCCCGUCUCGGCAGCCCCCUCCUCUUCUUCCAAGGCCCAGGCGAGCUACAACUUCCACCCUCAGGCUCCUUCCAGCGAUGCCUAUUCCAUGACCCCGGUCUCGGCAGCCCCCUCUCCUUCUUCCAUGGCCCAGGCUCCUUCCAGCGAUGCCUAUUCCAUGACCCCGGUCUCGGCAGCCCCCUCCUCUUCCUCCAUGGCCCAAGAGAGCUACGACUUCCAGCCUCAGGCUCCUUCCAGCGAUGCCUAUUCCAUGACCCCGGUCUCGGCAGCCCCCUCUCCUUCUUCCAUGGCCCAGGCUCCUUCCAGCGAUGCCUAUUCCAUGACUCCGGUCUCGGCAGCCCCCUCCUCUUCCUCCAUGGCCCAACAGAGCUACGACCUCCAGCCUCAGGCUCCUUCCAGCGAUGCCUAUUCCAUGACUCCGGUCUCGGCAGCCCCCUCCUCUUCCUCCAUGGCCCAAGAGAGCUACGACUUCCAGCCUCAGGCUCCUUCCAGCGAUGCCUAUUCCAUGACCCCGGUCUCGGCAGCCCCCUCCUCUUCUUCCAUGGCCCAAGAGAGCUACGACUCCCAGUCUCAGGCUCCUACCAGCCACGUGUAUUCCACGAUUCCCGUCGAUGUCCCCAUGGCAUCUGCCUCAUCCGCCAUGGCCACGGAGGCCAUGCCCACCGGUGUUGACGCCAUGCAAAGUUCCAUGCCCUUUGCGUCCGCCACUCCUUCCCACGAUGUCUAUUUCACCGGCAAUGCCGCUCGUCUGUCUGGUGGAUUCAUCUCCGCCGCUGCUGCCGUGAUGGGUGUCCUUGCAUUUAUCCUGUAG
Molecule: messenger RNA, 2538 nt
Organism: Penicillium maclennaniae
Lineage: Eukaryota; Fungi; Ascomycota; Eurotiomycetes; Eurotiales; Aspergillaceae
Gene: CweA
Exons: 1
Coding region: 1-2538 (845 amino acids)
Source: RefSeq, a predicted model, not a curated record